Setaria italica (foxtail millet) is the source of this 1207-nucleotide messenger RNA. RefSeq names its product transcription factor IBH1-like 1. The record is from RefSeq and is a predicted model, not a curated record. The transcript has 2 exons. Gene Ontology annotation, molecular function: protein dimerization activity. Gene Ontology annotation, biological process: regulation of DNA-templated transcription. NCBI's taxonomy places the organism in Eukaryota, Viridiplantae, Streptophyta, Magnoliopsida, Poales, Poaceae. The coding region runs from base 76 to 732 and encodes 218 amino acids.
UAGCUGAUGGAGAAGAGGACCACACAGAAUGGUGGGAAUGCAUGCUAGCUCACACCACAUGCACCUCCAUCCCUCAUGGAGAUUGGAGAGAUCAGAUGUAUAUAUACAUCCACGCACGCUCUCAAGUCUCAAGCGUCGGCGUCCAUUCUCCAUUGCUUCCAAUACCUAGCGUCUUACCUUUUUUCCUCAACCGACGCGAUGCGAGGCCCCAACGCCAGGGCCUUCCAGCAGGGCUUCCUCAAGAACUUGAUCUUGAGCCUUCAAGCCUGCAGAAAGGCCUGCGUCUCAUGCUCUGGGAGCAAGAGCGCGACGAUGAGUCUCCACGAGAGGAAGCGCGCCAUCAAGUCGUCCGCCGACAUCGCCAUGGCCACCGCCCGCGGCGGCGGAGCGCGGUGGCCGCGGGCCAUCUUGGCCUCGUCGUCUAUGCCGUGCAAGUCGCCGGAGAAGGUGCGCAGGUGCAAGAGGAUUGUGAGGCGGUGUCAGCUCCGCACGAGGAGAUCGAGGGGUGGCACUGGGAGUGGUGCUUCUCUUGCGAGAACGGCGGCGGCAGCGAUCAGUAGCGGCGAGAUUGCGAGGAGGCUGGUGAGGAAGAGGACCAAGGUGCUCAGGAAGAUGAUACCUGGAGGCGAGUUGCUCGACGAGAUCUCGCUGCUCCAUGAGGCCAUGGACUACGUCGCACAUCUACACGCGCAAGUUGACGUGCUCCGGCGCAUCUCGAAUGCCGUGCGAUGAGAUCUGGCGUCGGCCCAGGGGCUUUUGCACAAAGUGCGUGGCUAGAGGAAUUGAAAGGGCCGGCGGUUCUAUUUUCAGGCAAAAUGGCAGAAAGACUGUAGCAGGUAUUCAGAAGAGGAGGAAAAGAUCACGCAGAAAGGACGCCCGUGCGGAAGUUGAUGUGAGAGAACAUAAGGCCCCAGAUCAGGAUGUGGAAAAUGAUGAAGGGUAGAUCAUAUCAAACACCUUGUAGGCUGCAGUGAUAGGCGUGAGAUAGAGAAAUGUACUCCGGUAGUAGCAGUAACUUUUGUACUUGAACCAAAGACACAUGCCAUUGUGGCGACAGUAAACCAUUGAGCAUUUUUUUUUUCUUUUGUGAAAUUGAGCCUUUAAUUUGAAGGCAGUAUUUUUUUACAUAAUGUUUUUCUGGUCAAUUGAGAGAGAGAUACACAUACUGUAUAGAGGAUAUAUGCCUAAUCCGAAUCAUGCUUGCAUA